Messenger RNA from Leptinotarsa decemlineata (Colorado potato beetle), 1256 nucleotides. It is a transcript of the gene Pdrg1, whose product is annotated as Pdrg1 prefoldin-like subunit. The record is from RefSeq and is a predicted model, not a curated record. NCBI's taxonomy places the organism in Eukaryota, Metazoa, Arthropoda, Insecta, Coleoptera, Chrysomelidae.
UUCUAUUGGCAACAGUGUGAAUUUGACAUUAUAUCUCUGUCAGAUGUGGACCUAAAUAAUUUAUAAUCAAAAUUACAAAAAAUGCCAUGAACCAACUAAACAAAUGUUGAUAUUAAUCUGGUGAUUUCGGAUAGAGAAUCCUUAUCCGGUGAUACGUGAAUUCAUAAUUUUCUGAUGGCUUCCUUUGAAAAUUUAGAAAUCCAGAAGUCCUUCAAAUACCUUAGAGAAGUCGAACUUGUAGCACAAGAUAUUCUUACAUUGAAAGAGGAGAAGUUACAACUAGCUCAUGCUCAGAACAAAUUCAGAGAAGCGUUAAAUGGACUUAAAAAUACUGAAGAUAGAAAAACAUGGAUUCAAGUCGGAUCUGUAUAUAUCGAGAGACCUGUAGAUGAAUGUAAAAUUAUAUUACAGGAUGAAAUCAGUAAGGCUGAAGAUGACUUGAAGAAACUGCAGGACGAAAUAAAGGAGAAAGUUUAUAAGCUUAGAGAUUUAGAACAUGAACCAAGAUUGGAAGGAUUUACACUAAAACCUAUAUCUGCAUCUGAAGCGAAAGCCCUCCAUAAAGGAUUUGGACUCAUUUAAUUAUAUUGAGAAUAACUUAAUAGGGCAUCAGGUGGAACCACUAAAACUGAUGAAUAGAGUUGAGCAAGGAGUUUGGAAAAUUUAAUAUUUUUAAAUUUGUUAAGUUUUUAAGAAAACAAAAAUCCCACUAAGAGCCCUUUCAAGCAAGGAUACUUAUGUGAAAUAUCAUAUAUGGGAUAACAUUUUUCAAUCAAAUACUUUUUACUUCCACAGCCCUCAUCAUUAUGAAAACGUACCCUGUGUGUUACAGCAUUUCUGUUUUUUAUUCCUAUUGUUGGAAUUUAGGUGUGCUAUAUCCCUCUAACAAGGAUUGGCUCUACCAUGAAUUAAUUUUUUCAUCAAAUUCUGCAUGUUUCAUUUCCAUGUACAAAUAUUACAUUUGCCCUUUUCUGAACUCAUUCACUACUUGAAUCAUACUCCUAUGUUGAACCAUAUUUAAUUUGAUAUCCAGCAUAUGCAUUCUGUUGCUGGCGGUCCAACUGUAAGAGAUACCAAAAUUUGCUUUCCGGGUACCAAAUAUGUUAUGAGUGCUGUGUUGAAAAUUUCACUUGUGUGUAUGCAAUAUCUAUAUCUUCGAUAUGUGUCUCUUACAUACAGUAUCCUUGUUUGAAGGUGAUUGACAAUGUUUCGUGAUGAAUUUCACUACUUCGGACUUCCAUUGUCUACUAUAUAAA